This is a messenger RNA of Polyodon spathula (Mississippi paddlefish), 3862 nucleotides long. RefSeq names its product synaptobrevin homolog YKT6-like. The record is from RefSeq and is a predicted model, not a curated record. Gene Ontology annotation, molecular function: SNAP receptor activity. Gene Ontology annotation, biological process: endoplasmic reticulum to Golgi vesicle-mediated transport. Gene Ontology annotation, cellular component: Golgi apparatus. The coding region runs from base 282 to 878 and encodes 198 amino acids. The transcript is spliced from 8 exons. NCBI's taxonomy places the organism in Eukaryota, Metazoa, Chordata, Actinopteri, Acipenseriformes, Polyodontidae.
GACCGCUUUCCGCUGGAGUGACGUGGUUAGGGAAGAAAAGGGAGUUUCUGUCUUGGAUUGCAUCUCGAUUUUUAUUCUCGGGCAUUGUGUUGUUGGUUUUUUUUUUUUUUUUUUUUUUAAAUAUAGCAUUUUCAUCAGCCCGUCUUGUGGAUAUUUAGGUCGACAGCCUGGAGUGAGGAACGGAGUGCCCAGAGCGAGAGAGGAAUCCAGACUCGCUGAGUCCUGCCGGAGAGGGUUUGGGGGGUUGUUGGAAGGACGUGUGAUUGUCAGGGUGACUCGCCAUGAAGCUGUACAGCCUGAGUGUUCUCCAUAAAGGGGCUUCCAAAGCCAACCUCCUCAAAGCAGCCUAUGACUUGUCCUCCUUCAGCUUCUUUCAGAGGACCAGUGUGCAGGAGUUCAUGACCUUUACCAGCGCCCUGAUUGUGGAACGUUCAUCGCAUGGAAGCCGGGCGUCUGUCAAGGAACAAGAGUACCUGUGCCAUGUGUACGUGCGUAACGACUCGCUGAGCGCAGUGGUUAUCGCUGACAAUGAGUACCCUUCCAGGGUCUGCUUCACUCUGCUCGAUAAGGUAUUAGAUGAAUUCUCCAAGCAGGUGGACAGGAUAGACUGGCCUUCUGGCUCUCCAGCUACAAUCAACUACACAACACUAGACGGUUACCUCGCCAAAUACCAGAAUCCUCGGGAGGCUGAUCCUAUGUCCAAAGUACAGGCAGAGCUGGACGAAACCAAAAUCAUUCUGCACAACACAAUGGAGUCCUUGUUGGAGAGAGGUGAGAAGCUGGAUGAUUUAGUCCAGAAGUCUGAACACUUGGGAAACACAUCCAAAGCCUUUUACAAAACUGCUCGCAAGCAAAACUCGUGUUGUGAGAUUAUGUGAUCCUCCUCACCAGGCCCUCUGGACCUACUGAUCUGUGUCUAUCAAGCCUUCUUUAACAUUCAGAACCGAGCCUCGAGCAUACAGGACACGAGAGCAGACACUUAACAGUCCUUUUCCUCAGGGGAAUGGGUGGGGAGGGGGGAGAUUAUUUGACAUCUCUCUUUUACUUCAGAGAACUUUAAAAACUGGGGGAGGCCAAUGUGAGAAGAACAUGAAGUUUUAUCUGAUUUAAGAAAAUAAAAUUAUUUUAAAUGACUUCCUUAAAUGCAAAGGGGGCUGAUUUGAAAGAGUGUGCCACAUUCUGCAAGUUUGUGGGUUUUGUUGUUCUUCCUGGUGGCAGUUUUAACUGUGUUCAGUAUUUAUAUCAGAUUCUGUAUUCUUCAGUGCAAAAGUGUUGCCUAGAGCAUUAUCUUGCCCAUUUACCCAGUUUCCUGUUUGAAUUUAAAAACAAAUUAAGAAAUAUCUGCCAUGGGCCAAGAUAAUUUAUCUCGUUUUUGUUUUGUAUCUAAUUAAAAACAAACCUAUCGGUAUGUUUUUGCAGUGAUGUACUUGGCAGAUAUUUGUAUUUGUUGUAUGUUUUGUUUUUUUUAAUUGCUCUGCACAAUGGAAAUUAACUUAAUGAACAACAAUCUGGCAAGCAGGAAAUGUUCCCGAGUAUAUUUAAGUGCUUUAUUAAAAGCCACAUUGCCUAGGGAACCAAAAAAGCAUCUUGCUUUGUGUAUUGUGGUUUAGUGUGAUAGCUUGAUGAUAUAGCUUUACAGAAUGAUGUCAUUGCUUUACAGAAUGAUGUCGUUGCUUUAUAGAAGUGAAGUGGUGUAUCUGUCAUAGUUAGGAUGGCAAGAAUUAAAACAUGGUACAUCUUUCCCACAUGCACAAGACAUCUGGAUCAUUGCUUAAUGCCGCGUGUCUGUGCUUUUACUGCAGAUGCGAUCUGUAUCAUGAUAGUCUUUUUACAAGCAUACAUGUUUUAUUCUCAAUUAAAAUCGUAGAUGAAAACACACACCGUUGAAGCCUGCAGUGUAGAACAGAAUUUGCAUGAUUUAAAAUUUUUAAAUUUAUUUGUCCAUUUUCUAUCAUCAUUUAUUAGUUUUUGCAAACAUGGAUUUUUGGCAUGUUUAAUAAUCACCAGCAUAUUUUACUCUCUCUAAGCAAAGCCGAACUUCUGUAGACCAGUAUAAAAAUGACCACUAGAGGUGUGCACCAUUCAUUUCUUCCCCACUGAAACUGUGUAAUUUUAAAUACUGCAGACAAAGGUGAAAAAGAAAUUACUGGUGCACACUCCCAGUGGACUUUUUUUUUUUUUUUUUAAAAACUGGCUUAAUUUUACAAAUUUCAGCUUACCCAAUAUCCAUGAGAACAGCAAGAGGAGUAUAUGAUGAUAAAGAACACACAUAAUAAUAACAUUAACAGAUUAAAAAAAGAGUAAUUCAAAUCUAUUUUCUUACCUCGCACUGUAUUGAAACUGAAGAUCUUUGUUUUCUCUUUCUUGCUUUUUUUUUUUUUUUUGUGUGUGUUUGCAUCUGCAGAUUUGUAAAGUAAAGCUCCUCUGUGUUGGCAAAGGCAUUACAUGUAAACGCUUGUCUACUUCUCAGUCUAGGUACAUAACGGCAUACAAGUCUUAUCUUCAGCAGUUUUCAAGGAAGUCACUUCAUUCUUUCAAAUCAGUCCCCUGAUCCUCUUUGUUCAGGACCGUUUCCCUGAGCUGGACCUGUUGAAAUCUCUUUCAAACCAGACUGGUCUCUAAAUGCAUAGAUACACUGUUUAAAAUACUGAAGAAAAGUAUCUUGUCUAGCUGUAAUUCACUAAUUUUGUUGCUGGGGUUGUCCAAUUCAUUAAUUCCUUUCUUGCAAAAAAAACUUUUUUUCUGUUACCAGUGAAAACUCAUGACAGCCUACAUACCUAUUCCAUCAUGUUUUAUUUAGAGUAAAAAUUGAAGUUACCACAGAGAAAUAUCUUGCAGAGUACAAUUAACCACAGUAUCCCGCUGGAGUACCAUUCUAAGCAAAAUCAUUUCAUUUAAAACCUGGUGGUAUAGUAUGGGCUACAGCAAGACCCAUUCUGAAGGCAGCCUCUUUGAAUAUUCAAAGGUCUGUCCCAGCAGUAAUUAACCCAGCUUUUCUGAGGCAUGGUUUAAAUGAUGGUUACGUGCAUCAGCAUAAAAUUAGAUUCUUACAAAUGUUAUCUUCGAGAAACAAUUUUUAAGGAAGAUACAUUGCAAGACUUAGCUUCCCAUUAAUUAAAUGAUGAUUCCAGCAGAGGCUUAACAAAAACUCGAUGUAUUUCUGCUGUCAGUUCCUGUGUAAUUUGGCUGUGUGUGUGUGUGUGUGUGUGUGUGUGUGUUCCCGUGACUGUGCUUACUAAUGGACAGUGUUUGUGACUUGGGCACAAUGCUCCAGUACUAUUGCUGUUAAAUUGUAUGUGCUGUGUGCAAUAUUUUUACACUCUUGCUAUUCCGGUGUCUGGUUUACAAUCUUGUGCCCGUAGACUUUCAUUAAAGUGUCUUCUGGAUUGUUAAAGAGCAUGUGUGGGGAAAAAAGCUCCUUUACCAGGCCUUUUGCAGUGACCCAUUGACUCCGGGUGGCGCCAAUGUCAAACAUUCUGAAACACGGGUUGAAUCGGAAACAUUUUUCAAUUCCAAAACUUGUCACAUUGUUAGUUGCAAAUUUUGAGAUCCAUCUUGGGUAUUGCUUGAAGCUGGUGGGGAAAAAAAAGACUGAAUAUUGUAUGAUUUAAAAAAGUUGUGGAAAGACAAUAGAUUCCCUUUGGAUAGCAGUUGGAGCCAUUCCAGAGAUUACAUACGUUUGAGUUUGUGUACUGAGGCUCGGACAUGAGUCAGCAAUAAAAUGAGUUUGGUGGUCUGCAUCAAAAGGAGAGCCCAAAAUCUGGUCAGUGCUACUUUUCAUGAGCAUCAAAUGACUAUAUUUGCUGUCCUAAUUGCUUAUGCCUCAAAAGUAUAGAAAAUAGGUAUUAUUCCCCACAAACUU